Molecule: messenger RNA, 2529 nt
Organism: Dictyostelium discoideum AX4
Lineage: Eukaryota; Evosea; Eumycetozoa; Dictyosteliales; Dictyosteliaceae
Exons: 2
Coding region: 1-2529 (842 amino acids)
Source: RefSeq, a predicted model, not a curated record
AUGUCAGUAAAAACAGGUAAAGAAGCUUUGUUAAUGUGGGCUCAAGUUAGAACUCAAGGUUAUCCAAAUAUUAAAGUUAAUAAUUUUACAGAUUCUUGGGGUGAUGGUUUGGCAUUUUGUGCAUUAAUUCAUUCAUAUGAAGGUGAUAAAUUAUUUAGUUAUGAAUCAUUAUCAUCUGAAAAUAAAAGAGAUAAUUUAGAAUUGGCAUUUAGUCAUGCUACUAAACUUGGUGUACCAGAUUUAUUAGAUCCAGAUUAUUUAUUAAUUCCAGGUGGAUUAGAUAGAAGAAGUAUUAUGACUUAUUUAUCAGAAUUGUAUCAUUAUUUUAAAAAGACAUAUCCAGAAUCACCAGAUGCACCAUAUUCUAAAAAGAAUGGUAUUUCAUUUAAUCUUCAAGAAUUAUCAAGUGAACAGUUGACAGAGUUAUUAAUGAAAGAGAGAGAAAAGAAAGGUAUAAAAACUAAAACACCAAAUGGUGCAAAUGUACCAACAAAGAAAGCCGUUGAUCCUGCAAUUGCAGCCAAAAGAGCAGAAGAAGAUAGAAUUAGACAAGAGAAUAGAAAGAAAAUUGAAGAGGAAGCACGUGAAAGAAGAAGAAGAGAAGAAGAAGAGGAAAGAUUUAAACGUGAAGAAGUUCAAAAGAUUAGACAAUUAAAUGAUCCAAAUAGUAGUACAUUAAAGAAUAGAAUUAAAGAGAUUGAAGAACAAGAGAAAAAGAAAAAACAAGAAGAUGAAGAAAAGAAACAACAAAGAAUGUCAGUAGGUUUUAAUAAUACUAGUAAUAGUAAUAUCAAUAAUAAUAAUGCACCAAUAAAUAAAAGAGGUAGUGUUAGUUUAUCAUAUCAACAAGCAGCAGCAGCAAUUAAUCAACCAGAUGAAAAUCCAGUUUCACAAAGACAAAAAGAAUUGGAAGAAAUUAAUAGAAUGCGUAAAGAAAGACACCUUUCUUCAUUUAACAAUAAUGAUGAUUCAUCAAAUACACCAAGUAGACAAAAGGAAUUAGAAGAGAUUGAUCGUCUUAGAAAAGAGAAUAAAGGUCCAGUUAGUCAAGUUUCAUCAACUGAGGAAGAGAAUGAAAAUAGAGUUAACUCUAGACAAAAAGAAUUGGAGGAGAUUGAAAGAUCAAGAAAAGAAAGAAAUGCAAAUAAUAUAUUCCUUCAAAAUAAUGGUAAUACUGAACGUGGUUCAACUAGACAAAAAGAAUUGGAAGAAAUUGAUCGUCUUCGUAAAGAGAAACGUCAAUCUGUUAGUUUGGAAGGUUCUAAUCAAUUUGGUGAAAGUGGUCCAAGUGCUGAUAGUUUAGAUUCAUUAAAAACUCAAAGACAAAAAGAAUUGGAAGAAAUUGAUAGAGAAAGAAAACAAAAAAGAUUAUCAUUUAAUCAAGAAAAUAAUAAUAAUAAUAAUAAUAAUAAUACAAAUAAUAAUGUAGAACAAGAACAAAAACCAGAACCAAUUAAAGAAGAACAAGAAGAAGAAGAACAAAAAUUAUCAUCACCAUCAACAGAACCAAUUGAAUUAACAAGAGAACAAAGAUUACAAAAAUUAAAAGAAGAAAAAGAAGCUAUUAAAGAAAAAGAAGAACAAGAAAAGAUUGAACGUGAGAAACAACGUGAACAACGUCGUAUUGAGAAAGAACAACGUGAAAAAGAAGAGAGAGAACAAGAGGAGCUCGCUGAAAUUGAACGUGAGAAACAACGUGAACAACGUCGUCUUGAGAAAGAACAACGUGAAAAGGAGGAUAAAGAGCGUGAAAAGGAAUUAAAACGUCAAAAAGAGGAACGUGAACGUGAAAAGGAACAACGUCGUCUCGAAAAGGAACAAAAAGAUAGAGAAGAAAGAAAACUUGAACGUGAGAAGGAACUUGAACGUGAACGUGAGAAAGAACUUGAGCGUGAGCGUGAACGUGAACAACGUCGUCUUGAAAGAGAGAGGGAUGAAAUUGAACGUGAGCAACGUCGUCUUGAAAAAAUUCAACACGAAAAGGAGGAAAAGGAAAGAUUAGAAAGAGAAUUAAAAGAAAAAGAAGAACGUGAACUCAAAGAAAAGAAAGAAAAAGAUUUAGAUAGUUUCGAAGAACAACGUAGAAAACGUGAACAAGAAAGAAGAUUAAGAAAAGAACAAAUUGAGAGAGAGGUCGAAGAGGAAAGCAAAAGAAUUGAAGCUGAGCGUGAAGCUAGAAAGAAAGCCAGAGAACUCGAUAGACCAUCAGUAUCCUCUCCAAUCUCUUCCUCUUCCUCACCUUCAAAUCCUUCCUCCUCAUCACCAACUCCAAUCAGUAAUACCUCUCCUUCAAAUUCAAGUGGUAAUCUCAUGCUCUCUGAACAAGAACAACGUAGAAGAGAUCGUGAACAACGUCGUUUAGAAUUAGAACAAGAAGCUAAUAAACUUGAAGAAGAACGUAAGAAAAGCCAAGAAGAAAGAAGCCUCGCAAGAGACCAAAAAGAAAGAGAAUUGGAAGAAGAACCAAAAAGCCUUGACCAAGAAAGAGAAGAACGUCGUAGAAAGAGAGAAGAAGCUAAAAAUUCUUAA